Dreissena polymorpha is the source of this 2362-nucleotide messenger RNA. Its product is annotated as PI-PLC X domain-containing protein 2-like. Gene Ontology annotation, molecular function: phosphoric diester hydrolase activity. The record is from RefSeq and is a predicted model, not a curated record. The coding region runs from base 205 to 1170 and encodes 321 amino acids. NCBI's taxonomy places the organism in Eukaryota, Metazoa, Mollusca, Bivalvia, Myida, Dreissenidae. The transcript has 3 exons. Gene Ontology annotation, biological process: lipid metabolic process.
ACAGUGUGCACAAUCAUGGUUGUUUUUAGUAAGCGUCGCCAUGUGACCGAGUUUAUAAGAUAACACAUUUAUGAAACACAUGUGCGCAUACUUACAAUCCAACGCACCUAUUGUGUAGUAUUUAUUAGGGAGAAACAUACGGUGAUUGUCGGUGGAAUUUUCAUCUUUUAAAUCGUAAGGUUAUGUGGAUGACUUCGACAGAAAAUGUCCAUGAAACGUUGGAUGGGAGACUUGCCUAUGAGGCUUAUACAUGUCCCGCUGUCAUGUCUAGCAAUUCCAGGUUCCCACAAUUCUGCUACAAGCGACCUAGAUCCCGCCCUUGGCAUUGCCGUCGACCAAUCAGCCUCCGUACGAAAACUCGGUGGCUCUGUUUGUGGACAGUCCGUCGUACGCAAAUGGUCGAAAACCCAGAAUCUCAGCAUAGUGGAGCAACUCGAAGCGGGUAUUCGUUUCUUCGACUUUCGAAUCGCCAAACACCCUAGAACGCUGGAAUACCGCUUCGUUCACGGCCUUUAUGGCGAACAGGUUAGCCAUACCUUCGGGGAAAUAAAUAUGUUCCUGGCGAAUAACCCGCGGGAGAUUGUCAUUUUGGAUUUUAAUCAUUUUUACAACAUGACACAGCGGGACCACGAGCUACUGAUUCAAAUGAUCCAGAGCACGUUCAUGAAUGCGCUCGUGCCGCCGCCAUUUUCCGGUAUCAAUCACGUGAUGUGGGGAACAACUCUUGCCGCGCUUUGGCAAACGCCGUAUAGGGUGAUUUCGCUUUAUCACGACGAAAAUGCACACGCAACCUCCGGAAUGUGGAGCGGUGAAAAUAUCGACUCUCCGUGGCCAAACACGAGUCGAGUAAAUGACUUGAUAGCCUUUAUGGAAAACAUUUAUGCCAAUAAAUAUCGUCUUCAGAACGAUAAGUUCUACAACUGGCAGGGCGUUCUUACCCCGCAGACGAAAGACAUUGCCCUCCAUUUGGGUUCCACCUUAGAGGGCAGAUUGGCAACGCAGGCGACAGCGGAAUUUGUGAAAUGGUUGCAGUCUGGAAAAUUCCCGAGCUCCCAGGGUCUAAACAUUUGCUCGGCAGACUUCAUAGAGAAGCACAACUUCGUUCAAACGGUCGUUGGCCUGAAUCAUUACAUUCAAGACUUUCCUCGGACUUUCGUUGCCAGUGCGUAAUGAUUCAAAUCAAGGCAUUUCUAGAAUAUACAACUUGCAAAAAAAAUUGUUAUGCCUUUUUCAGUUGCAAAACAUAGGCAUUAUGAUUACCGGGACCAUUAUUUUCAGAAGCGCCAGAAUCAUACGUUAUGGUAAAAAAACAACACAUCUUAUGUGUGGACGUAUUGCGUCUGUCUACGUUGUAAAUUGAAUAUAAUACAUGUUUAUCUGUUUAUCCAUUUACUGGUUUAUUAUCAUGAACACACUUGACUCAAUAUUCUGAAUCAAUUUUGUUUUAUUUCCUUAUUUUUGUAGAUGUGUCUAAACAUCAUGCUCUACUUUGUGUUCACAAAUGUCUUUUGUUUUAGUUUUGACUCAACUACGAGUUUAAGAAAUUGAGCAAGAAUAUUUGUGUUUUUUAUAGCCGAGACUUCAGUAGUUUAAGAAAUUGAGCAAGAAUAUUUGUGUUUUUUAUAGCCGAGACUUCAGUAGUUUAAGAAAUUGAGCAAGAAUAUUUGUGUUUUUUAUAGCCGAGACUUCAGUAGUUUAAGAAAUUGAGCAAGAAUAUUUGUGUUUUUAUAGCCGAGACUUCAGUAGUUUAAGAAAUUGAGCAAGAAUAUCUGUGUUUUUUAUAGCCGAGACUGCAGUAGUUUAAGAAAUUGAGCAAGAAUAUUUGUGUUUUUUAUAGCCGAGACUUCAGAUGAUUUGUAAGUUGACGAACAUUUUCAGUGCUCAGCUGAGUGAAAACUCAAUCUCAUCUUCUGAGUUGAGCUAAAUAUAUGAGUCGCGUUCUGAGAAAACUGGGCAUAAUACAUGUGCGUAAAGUGUCGUCCCAGAUUACCCUGUGCAAUCUGCACAGGCUAAUCAGGGACGACACUUUCGGCUUUUCUGCCAUUUUUCGUUUUAAUGAAGUCUCUUCUUAGCAAAAAUCCAAUUUAGGCGAAAAGUGUCGUCCCUGAUUAGCCUGUGCGGACUGCACAGCCUAAUCUGGGAAGACACUGUAUGCACAUGCAUUAUGCAGAAUUUUCUCAGAACACGACUCAAAUAAUUGAAGAUGUCCUGGAUGCUAGGCUAUUGUUUCCAGUUCUGUUAUACUCAAAUGCAUGAUGUCGUUUACUUAUUUCAAACUGGAUGACGAUAUGUAUGCUUAUAAGGUCGCUAACAUGAAUUAUAUCCGUAAGCACCAGUGUUUGUUACUAAUAAACUUGCCGAA